GGGGCGCGGUGACUGCUGUAAUACAAAGCGCCAAACCAAAAGGCAUUAUUUAUAAACUAUUUGAAAACAGAAAUAAACACAAGCAGUAAAAGGUUUACAUUAUAGACAUUUUUACGUAGUCGAGGCUUUAACUUGACUACUUAUUUUUUGCAGUUUUGGUUUAUCAGAGAGCAUCACUUCACUUUCAUUUUCCUGCCAGUGCCAGUAGACGUGAUUUGCAAGAAAACGAAACUUACGAAAUAUAAAAGGAACUACGUACUAACGUUCCACCUUAAGCUUUUGUAGUAACGUUACUGUGGAUCUGAAAAUAACUGAUAAACUCGCCGGAUAAAGCUAUGUUGAGGUUAAUUUACUGUGUGAGUAUUGCAAAUGCAGUCUUAAUUGUUCCUGUUAGAUACAACUGCACUGAAGAAAUUCCAUGCACUGCUUGGAGAGAACCUAAUGUCCAGUACAGAAGAGUGUCCUGGUAUAAGGUUAACAGUGACUCAAGUCUGUCUAGCCUAAUUAACAAAAGUUUGCGCGUCAACAACAGCACUAUUUUAUACACAUCUGUGAAGAAAGCCUACAAAAUAAAUGAGAAUUGUUCUCUAACUCUGCCAGGAAUAGAAUCUGAAGAUUUGGGGAUAUAUCGCUGCUUGCUUUGGGCUCCCGUGGGUCACAAAAUGCAGAAUGGUGAUGUAAAACUGACUCUUGAAGGAAUCGAGAUAAAAGAAUUGUCUGAGAGACUUGAGUCACCAUUGUCUAUUCCAGAGAAAUCAGGAUAUAGUAAUUCAUUGCUUGGGCAUGUGGUCCUGUCAACGGUGGAGCUACCUCCAGCUCAAGCAGAUGUGGUCCUCGGUUUAACAUCACAUCUCAUAACAAGGAUGGCACACUCAGGAAUGCAGCACCCCCUUAUGCUAUACUGCAGUGACAGAAAUCAAUCUACCUGGUGUGGGAAUAGAACCUGCAACCUUCUGCACUAAAGUUUCACCACCACCAAGUAGCAGCCGCUCAACAUCUUCCUGAUCCUUUUCUAGCAUCCGCUUGGCAACCGGGGGAUUGGAUCUACGUUAAAUCCUUCUCUAGAAAAACAGCGCUCCAGUUGCGCCGGAAGGGGCCCUUCCUGGUUUUUCUAACAAUGCUGUGCGACUGCAGGGAUCUCCAACUUGCAUCCAUAUUUCACACGUCAAAAAAGUUUUGCCGUCUGAAGAUCAACAGCCUUUACCUUUUUCGAUUCCAGAUUCUCCUCCCAUUGCUACUCGUACACGCAGUAGAACUGUUCCAGUACCUGAAAAUGCCUAACAUAUACCCUUUUGGAAAACUCCAAACUUCUGACACUACGCAGACUCCACCACCAUUUCCACAAAAAUAUUGGACAGUAAUUUUGGUGGUCAUUCUUGUUGUACUGUUAUUUUUGCUGUGGCCAUUUUUAUUUCAUGCUCCAUCGACGCAUCACACCAAGCGAGCUGUUUGGCACCCACCUUUCAACACCUAUCAAGCCAUCAAAUAUGUUUAUGCUUCUACUUCUACAUUUAACAUUUCUAACUGUUGGAUCUGCACUUCCAUUCCCUCCGUACAUGGGGGGUUGUCAUUGGCUGUGGCUCCACUAAGUACCAUUGAUACAUGGACUAGUUUACUCAACAACACUGCUAACAUUACAUCCAGUAAAUCUAUUGCAUUACAACUUUCUCUCCAUCGCAAUGGCACUUUGUGUUUCCAACGAAAUUACUCAAGUUAACAUCACUGGACUCGAAAAAUGGGACAAAGUAUCUGCAACACAACAAUCGAAUACCAGUGCAAUUAUUCAGAAGGAAAACGCAUAGCCUCGGGCUGUUGAGUUUCAUUUGAUGCCAUUCAGCCAACAUUGAAAAAUGCCUCAUUACUUGAUUCUCGUAAUAUUGUAUUUCUUGCCAUAUUCCAUGGCAUAACUAUGGGCAGUGACCAUUCUUCAAAUGUUACCACCCUGGUGCAGAACUGUUAUUUUAUAUAAAUGGCUACUGGAAAACUGGUCUGGUAGCUGUUUCUUAGGUUAUUUAGUCCCAGCCAUCCGACAUACAUCUGCUUUACCUUAAAGAAAAAUUCGGAAUGUCCGAGAGGUUAAAAAGCCUGCCAAUCCAUUAGGCCAAAUUGAUGCGUCAUGGAUUUAUCAUCAUGACUUAGCUCAUGCUGGCACCAAAGGACUGUCUCAUAUGGACUUGGGUGAUGACGUCAUAUCAUGGGAUGGUAUAAUUCCAGCAUAUGGAGCAGCAAAAUCAAUGUGGGAACUGAGAAAACUGUCUAAAUUGCUUGAAGUAUUAAGCAAUGCCACAUUUUCUGCUUUAGAACUAGUGACCAAUGAACUGACUGCUAUGAGAGCUGUAGUCCUCCAAAACCAUAUGGCUCUCGAUUUCACCCUAGCGGUGAAAGGCAGAACUUGAGCUUUAAUCCAGGAGGGGUGCUGUACGUUUAUUCCUGGCAAUCAGCACGAAAUUGAAUGUCAUCUCAAACUCAUUCAGAGAGUCUCUGACCUCUCUAAGGCCAAGGAGGCCGAUAACUCAACGUGGAGUUUUGAAGUUAAUUUUAUUAAUCGUAGUAUUAGCUCUCAUUGCUUUUCUUGUUGUGUUUUUAAUCAAAGCAUUGAUUUUGAAAUUAAUGACUUUUAAGACUACUAAAAAGGUGCCAAAGUUUUAUAUGCCUGCAGUUAUGUAUAUGGAUGAUGAAAUAAAAAUAUGUGACGAUAUUGAAGGAACUAGCCACAUGGUUAAGUUAGACUUAGGGCAAAUGUAUGAUAGACUAAAUGGUGAUGCUUACACAGCAUCAAAUGGGGGAUUGUAGAAUAUGAAUGGUCAAAGCAUGUGUUCAAGGAGAUUGAGUAUGUGAAAACCUGUAUGUAUCGAGAUGAACUUUGUACUACGAACUUUGAGUAAACUGUAAAUAGUGGAAAAGUACUGAAAAACAAGAGCCUGUUUAAAAGCAGGAAAUGUGCCUUAUAUG
This is a messenger RNA of Protopterus annectens (West African lungfish), 2952 nucleotides long. RefSeq lists its product as uncharacterized. The record is from RefSeq and is a predicted model, not a curated record. Bases 336 to 962 code for a protein of 208 amino acids. The transcript has 6 exons. Lineage: Eukaryota; Metazoa; Chordata; Ceratodontiformes; Protopteridae.